Ruditapes philippinarum (Manila clam) is the source of this 812-nucleotide messenger RNA. RefSeq names its product ectodysplasin-A-like. The record is from RefSeq and is a predicted model, not a curated record. Bases 207 to 812 code for a protein of 201 amino acids. The transcript has 4 exons. Lineage: Eukaryota; Metazoa; Mollusca; Bivalvia; Venerida; Veneridae.
ACAGCAAUAAUAAAAUCAGCAGAUGGAGUUCGUUCACAAGUUCUCUGAUUAAGACUGAUAAAGGAAAUUGGAUUGAUUGAACUUUCAUGUACUUACAUUACAUAAAGUGCAUAUGUUUUAAUGUAAACAACUGAGAAAUAAGACACUUCUUGUUGCAUUAAUUCUAGAAGCGGUAUUGAUUGUAUAAAUUCUAAUACAUAGAAGAAAUGGCAAUUUAUUUAAGGACAAAUAUUAUAAAAUUGAUUAUGUUUGUAUAUGCACUUAAAGCUGUGUAUUGUAGUGUUGAUGGUGAUGUACACGAUAAAUCGCCAUCGGAUCGCAUAGAUGAUCUGUUUACUGAAAUAAGGGCUUUUCAAUAUACAAUUGAAUCAAAACUGAAAGAACUUAGUGAAAAAAGCUGCCAGCAAUGCAUUAUAAGAUUAUUCGACCCUAACACAAAAGGAGACAAAGAUUUGACUGAUCAUCUGAAUAGAACAAGAGAUAAAAACACGACCGUAAAUAAAGAUAAUGGUAAACAGAUGGAGGUCUAUUCGGACGAACUCAUGCAUCGUCUUGCUGAAUUAGAACAGACCAAGGGCUAUAUAUACGCACCACCAAAAGUGAUUCCUGAAAAGGGGAAGCGGGGUUCUAAAGGAUCACCUGGAUUUCAAGGACAACCAGGAAUACCAGGGCGACCAGGAAUUCCUGGAUAUGAUGGAUUACCUGGAAUUCCUGGAAAUCAAGGACGACCCGGCAUGCCUGGUUCUAAAGGUGCAAAAGGAGAGCGAGGAGUUCCCAAACUCAGUCCCAUUGAAUUCAAAUGGAAAAAGUAA